CGUUUACACUUGUUGCUAGGCAACCAAAGUAACGAAAAUGACAGAGUUGCACCAAGCAGCUGCAGCGGGGGAUUUUGAUCAAGUUGAGGAGAUUCUGAGGCAAAAUGAAUGUAAUCCCAAUCAGAGAGAUAUCGACUGGAGCUACAAGACACCUCUUCACUGGGCAGCAGCUAAAGGUAGAUCGUGGAUCAGUGGAAAUGUACCAUCCGUAUCUCCUGAUACACCUGCAGGACACACAGAAACGGUCAGGAUCCUUAUUGAGCACGGAGCCAGGACGUGUCUGAGAACAGAGCAUGGAUGGACUCCUGCCCACAGUGCUGCAGAGUCUGGCCGGCUGGCUGUGCUGCGGCUGCUGCACUCCCUCCAUGCACCUAUAGACAAGGAGGACUGCUGUGGAGACAAACCAGUGCGGAUUGCCGAAAUAUAUGGACACCACGAUUGUGUUCGAUUCCUAAAAAAAGCAGAAAUUGAGUGCCAGGCCUACCGCAAGAUGGCAGCCCAGAAAGGGAUUUCAAUGGAUGAUACAGAUGAGAAGUGGGCAGAACAAGGCAAGGAAAAUGAAGAAAACAGGAUCUCUAGCAAUAUUCAGACGUAGGCUUAACUCCCCUUUAUACAACAAAGUAUGUACGAGAGUUGUACAUAGUGUUUCAGUGCUUUAGCACUCAAAAACAUAUCUAAUAAACAAACAUUCCAUCGUUGUUAAGUGGACUGUAAUUUCAAUCACAAGUAAUAAACCAAAAAUUAAUCAAAAAAAAAAUGAAUCAUGUUAUUCCUAUCAACAGUCCAAAACUAUUAGUAAAGAUGAACAACUCUCUCCCAAAUCCAAAAACUAGAGUGCUAAAACAGAAAUUUGUGAUGUCAUCAAGUAUAAAUUAUGUAACAGCUCUAUAAACAAUGAACUGGGAAAGAUGUUAUAGAUGACACUGAGAGCUAGCCUGGUUGACACCAGACCCUUCUCAGUUGUAACGAGAGUGGGUCUGGGAAAGCUUCAUUGACAGUUCAUUUC
Molecule: messenger RNA, 1006 nt
Organism: Perca fluviatilis (European perch)
Lineage: Eukaryota; Metazoa; Chordata; Actinopteri; Perciformes; Percidae
Product: ankyrin repeat domain-containing protein 66
Exons: 3
Coding region: 38-595 (185 amino acids)
Molecular function (GO): protein binding
Source: RefSeq, a predicted model, not a curated record